ACACUUAGAGCGCCCUUGUGCGAGUAUAGCCGAUCGUUCUCCACCUCUUCUUUUAUGACAGGCAGCUCGCGCUUACACGCUCGUCCGAUUCCAAUUCAGCUGGACAAAACAUGAGCUCGUCAUCCCGGUAAGACUCUCCAAAAAGCUGGGAAGGAAGGGAAACGAAAUCUACCUGGAGCGUUUCUCAUUUCUUUUCUCUGUUACCCCCUUUGCUCGCCGAUCAAGUGAGAGUCCACAAAGUUUCCUCCUUUCCUCUUGGCCUUUUGGCUGUUCGAGUUUUUCGCUGCUGCCUGCAAAAGAAAAAAAAUAUCGAAUGGAUUCUAUCAGGAGCUUGCGCGAGCAAUGGAACUCGAGCAUAGAUCGCCUCAAUGCGGCAGUCGCUCGGAGCAGAGUCGGGCGGUACUUCAAGCUCGAGGAGCGAAAGUCUUGCUUCACUCGGGAGGUGAGAGCCGGCACCGCAACAUUCCUCACCAUGGCAUACAUCCUCGCGGUGAACGCCAGUAUACUCGCCGAUUCGGGCGGUCCCUGCGGCAUCUCCGACUGCUCGCUCGUCUGCUCCGACUCCACCACCCCGAUACAGCGCUGCUCGGGCCUCACUCCCGGCGGUAUACCGCUCACUCUUGUGAAGCCAGGUGCCGAGUGCAAGGAUCCAGGGGCCCAGAACAAAGGAUACUCCGACUGCCUGGACCGCACCAAGCGUGAUCUCAUCGUCGCCACCGCAGCAUCCUCGCUCAUCGGCAGUGUCAUCAUGGGCGUGUUUGCAAAUCUCCCGCUCGGGCUGGCGCCUGGGAUGGGAGCAAACGCCUACUUUGCGUACACCGUCGUUGGCUUCCACGGCUCCGGAAGCAUCACUUACGGUGGAGCGCUGGCGGCUGUGUUCGUCGAGGGACUGAUCUUUCUCGGCCUGGCAGCGCUCGGCCUCCGGACCCGGCUGGCCAAGGCCAUCCCCCGCCCCGUCCGCAUCUCCAGCUCGGCAGGUAUCGGUCUCUUCCUCGCCUUCAUCGGCUUGCAGUCGAGCGAAGGCAUCGGGCUCAUCGGCUUCAGCCCAUCAACUCUGGUAACACUGGGUGCAUGCCCGGCAGCGGACCGAGUGGCGGUAGCACCGGUUGUCACCAACGCCACCACCGGUGUCUCCCGUCUCAUGCCCGGCGCUACCAUCUCCUCCAACAUCCUGUGCACGCGUAACCGGAUGGAAGAUCCCACUCUCUGGCUUGGCGUCGUCGGCUUCGUCAUCAUCGCGUAUGCUCUCGUCAGGGGUGUCAAAGGUGCCAUGAUCUACGGCAUUGUCUUCGUCACCGGCAUCUCCUGGUUCCGGGGAACGCAGGUGACAUACUUCCCAUAUACCGACGCUGGUAACGCGGCCUACUCGUACUUCCGCGAGGUGGUCGACGUCCACACCAUCAAAGGCACCGCCGGAGCUCUCUCCUUUGCUGAAAUCGGCCAGAGCCAGUUCUGGGUGGCGCUCAUCACCUUUCUCUACGUCGACAUACUGGAUACCACCGGAACUCUCUACUCCAUGGCCAAGUUUGCCGGCUACGUCGACGAGAAGGGCGAUUUCGAGGGGCAAUACCAGGCUUUCAUGAGCGAUGCCGCGGCCAUCGUGGUCGGCUCGGCACUUGGAACUUCUCCUGUCACUGCUUUCAUCGAGUCGUCCACGGGGAUUCGAGAAGGUGGCAGAACCGGGAUUACUGCUCUUACCGUGGCGAUGUACUUCUUCCUGGCACUGUUUUUUACACCGCUACUGGCUUCUAUUCCACCCUGGGCGGUCGGACCGGCGCUCGUUCUCGUCGGAGUUUUGAUGAUAAAGUCGGUCAAGGAGAUUGAGUGGGAGGACAUGAGAGAAGGCAUCCCGGCUUUCAUCACCAUUAUCCUCAUGCCUCUUACGUACUCCAUUGCUUAUGGCUUGAUCGGCGGCAUUGGUACGUUCGUGGUGCUGAAUGGACUCGACUGGCUCUUUUCCAAAACCAAAAGGCCACCGUCGUCAAGCGAUACAGAUGAAGCGAUGAAGCAAGUUGACACAGUGGAAACUGGCAGAGCUCUAGAACAAGUCUGAAUGCCAUCGAUACAAUUGACACCCCACAUGUUUAAAAAAAAUUAAAAUGAAUUACAUGUCAGAGUAUAUAUCACCAUGCAAGUUGUGGAAGAUCUGAAAUCACGCAACGAACCCAAAAAAGAAAGUUUGACCACGACCUUCAUUCUAGCAACAAUGUUGAUAGCCGGAACAAUGAUCCAACAAAGCAA
This is a messenger RNA of Selaginella moellendorffii, 2241 nucleotides long. RefSeq names its product adenine/guanine permease AZG1. Gene Ontology annotation, molecular function: purine nucleobase transmembrane transporter activity. The transcript has a single exon. The record is from RefSeq and is a predicted model, not a curated record. The coding region runs from base 314 to 2053 and encodes 579 amino acids. NCBI's taxonomy places the organism in Eukaryota, Viridiplantae, Streptophyta, Lycopodiopsida, Selaginellales, Selaginellaceae. Gene Ontology annotation, biological process: transmembrane transport. Gene Ontology annotation, cellular component: plasma membrane.